Arachis duranensis is the source of this 1146-nucleotide messenger RNA. RefSeq lists its product as uncharacterized. Bases 1 to 1146 code for a protein of 381 amino acids. The transcript is spliced from 4 exons. Lineage: Eukaryota; Viridiplantae; Streptophyta; Magnoliopsida; Fabales; Fabaceae. The record is from RefSeq and is a predicted model, not a curated record.
AUGGCUAGCCGGCUUAAACUCUGCGAGCCGUGGCUAGUUUCUUAUGAUAUUAUAUACUUAGCUUUUGUUAUAUUCACAUUGUUUCUUGCGCUUUAUGUUAGUAGCUUCGAUAGCAGGAACCCUACAUGGCCACUCGCGGACGAGGUCGAGCACGUUCACAAGGAAGUAGGAAUGAGCAACCAGUUGACAAUCAUGCCGAAUUUAUGGCGGCUAUGGCUAAUUUGGCAAACACUGUGGAGGCUAAUGCUGCUGCGACUCUGCAAGUUGUGUAGAGGUUAUGCCAACCGGGCAGAACCGGAAAUGGGAAUGGUGAAAGGAAUGCUCAUGAUAAUGCUGAGGGAAGCGCUCACGAGAGAGGCCCAGCAUUGGUGGCAAGCAGAGUGCCACUUGUUACAACUCCAGAAUGCCAAUGUUCCUUGGGAGGUGUUUCAAACAACAUUCUACAAGAGGUACUUCCUUGAGUCUACAAGGGAAGCGAAGGAGAUGAAAUUGAUGCAGCUGAAGCAAGGUUCCAUAUCUGUGGCAGAUUACACCAACAAGUUUGAGGAGCUUUGUAGGUUUUCUAGGGUAUGUCAGGGUGCCCUGGAGACCUACGAGAGCUGGAAGUGUAUCAAGUACCAAAGGGGAUUGAAGGAUAACAUAAUGACUGAUGUGGCUCCUAUGGAGAUUCAUACCUUCUCGGACUUGGUGAAUAAAGCAAGGGUGGUUGAAGAGUAUGCCAAGAGUGUAGCGGCAUCCAGGGAGACUCAUGGAGGAACCUCUAGUAAGGGACAUGACAAGUAUUUCCACCUAAGGGGUCAAAACUUUAAUAGAGGAGGAUAUAUGCCUCAAGGGCAAGGGGGCUUCAGAAGGAACGCUCAUGACCAGUUUCAGCGUGGCAAAGGGAGAGGAAAUCAGAGUAAGAACUAUUCAGAUUUAACUUAUGACCGUUGUGGAUAUUUUCAUCCAUAUGACUCUUGCAAUAUUGGUUUAGGUGGGUGCUUCAAUUAUGGCUUGCCUGGUCUUAUUGCGAAGGAUUGCACAUGUAGGAAGAACCCAAGUGCGGGUCAAGCUUCGCAUUCGUUUGUCUCGUUUGCUAAAGUUGAGAAAUUAGGAUUGAAAGUAUCAGAGUUACCUUUUGAUCUGCAUGUAGACGGUUAUGACUAG